This is a messenger RNA of Eucalyptus grandis, 2140 nucleotides long. Its product is annotated as protein-tyrosine sulfotransferase. Gene Ontology annotation, cellular component: membrane. The transcript is spliced from 13 exons. Gene Ontology annotation, molecular function: heparan sulfate 6-sulfotransferase activity. The record is from RefSeq and is a predicted model, not a curated record. Lineage: Eukaryota; Viridiplantae; Streptophyta; Magnoliopsida; Myrtales; Myrtaceae. The coding region runs from base 373 to 1866 and encodes 497 amino acids.
AAUCGCUGACUUUCUCUCCUCUCUCUCUCUCUCUCUCUCUCUCGUUCUUCCCUUCUUCUCCUCCGCUCGGAGGUCUUCCGGGGUCGCUCGCCGUCGCGAGGGGGCGGCUCCGGUACCUCCCUGUGGGUUUUCCGGCGCCGAUCCCUCGUUCGGAGGGCCGAGAAAUUCGCUGGUAAUCGCGAAAGGUGGUGGUGGUGGUGGUGGCGGUGGGGGUGGGGUGGGGGCACCGGUUAUCGUGAGACUUGUCUGGCGGAGCCAGCGACGGAGAUCGAGGAGAAUUUAUGAGCACGAGACUUCGGUAGAGUCGUCGUCUAAGACGUGCAGGGUAGGGCAGAUUUUUCUCCAGCCGGUGUUUGGAGUAGGGUGAGGCUGAUGGAUCCUACUCUAAGCCUGAGGCUUGCUAUUUUGCUGAUUCUUCUUGGAUUGGCUAAUGCUUCUCCUCACAAGAGGGAUUUUGGGCAUUGUGAGAAUGUAGUGAAGAAGUGGGCUUCUUCUGCACUUAGUCUUGAAGUUAAAGAAGACAAGCACACCCUGCGAGAUUUGCUCUUCUUUCUCCAUGUUCCAAGAACAGGAGGACGUACAUACUUCCAUUGUCUCCUGAAGAAGUUGUAUCCUAAUGAUCUGGAAUGCCCUCGUUCUUAUGAUAAAUUGAGGUUUGAUCCCAGCAAGCAAAAGUGCAGGUUGUUGGUCACUCAUGAUGACUAUAGCAUGAUGUCAAAACUUCCUAAGGAUAGAACUUCAGUGGUGACCAUAUUAAGAGACCCAGUUGAUCGUGUUUUCAGUACAUAUGAAUUCUCUGUGGAGGUUGCAGCUAGAUUUUUGGUGCACCCUAAUUUAACUUCUGCCACAAAAAUGGCUGGGCGCUUGCGCUCCAAGACUAAAGGAUUUGGAGUUAGUACACUGGAUAUAUGGCCAUGGAAGUAUCUAGUUCCUUGGAUGAGAGAAGACCUAUUUGCAAGGAGAGAUUCGAGAAGGCUUAGUGGAUCCAGGAAUAUCUACAGCAGCGACCCAUACAAUAUGGAGGACAUUGUAAUGCCAUUGCAUAAGUAUAUCAAUGACCCUGUUGCUCAAGAAAUAAUACACAAUGGUGCCACGUUUCAGAUUGCAGGGUUAACUAACAAUUCCUAUAUUCCGGAGUCGCAUGAAGUACGUCACUGUAUUAUGCAGCACAAAGAACUUGGUGAAAUUGUCCUUGAAGUUGCAAAGAGGAGAUUGGACAAUAUGCUGUACGUUGGUCUCACCGAGGACCAUAGGGAAUCUGCAACAAUGUUUGCAGAUGUGGUUGGUGCACAAGUAAUUUCUCAACUGAGAGGAUCUAGCUCUGGUGUGCAGACUGCGGCAACAAAUGAAUCAGAACAGAGCUCCUUGUCAGACAGCGAGCCUGAUGACGAACACAGUCAGAAUGCCACUUUGGAAUUUGAGGUUUCUAUGAAGGAAAUCAGUGAAGCAAGUAAAGAAAAUAUGACAGUGGGAAAACUUAUGGAAUCUUACGAAAGCUGCAUAUCUACUUUGAGGAAGACCCAGUCUCUACGCCGCAUCUCUUCCUUGAAGAGAAUCUCCCCUGCGAAUUUUACGAAAGAGUCACGUCAUCAGGUUGGUGAAGCGGUUCUUCAGGAGAUAAAAUCACUGAAUAAUCUUGAUUUGGAGCUCUAUGAGUAUGCUAAGGAUAUUUUUGCUCAGCAACACAGACGAACCACCCAGAAGUCCGCUGUCACAGUUAAGGAGAAAUUCACGAACACGAUAACCAGUUCAUAUGGCAGUUCAUGGUGGAACCACUUUUUCUUAUUCUUGCCCAUCAUUUUGCUCCUUGUAUUCUUUAUUCUUUUUGUAAAUGCAAGGAGAAGAACAUCAAAAGUGAAGAUAUGAAUGUAAUUGCUUCUUGAAAAUCAUUACAGAUCGCAAGGUCUAAAGUCUCUCUAGUUGGUAGAAAGAGAUUAAUUUUGAUACGGCCACGAUGCACUACAUGUUCACAUGUCCCCAGUCUUGGAAAAAAAAAGGGUUCUUCAGAUGAUACUUGCUUUAUUGUUCUGAGAGAAGAGUCCUUUUAUUCCUCUUUGCUUCUAAAUGUAGCCUUCACUCUGUUUCUCAAUUUAUUUGUUGACCCCGCUGCAAGGUUUAGUUUAUAGCCACUGAAUCUUAA